CUUUAUUUAAUCUGUGUUUCUAGCAGGUUCAGCACACUGGCAGCAUGACUUUAGCUCCUGCUUCUGGAAGCACAUUGCAAGUCAAUAUGACAGAGUUGUUCUUCCGGCUACCCAUUAAUUUACCACAUGAGCUUUGCUGGUUGUCAGGUCACACUGUUUUGGCUAGUAUAAAACAAACAUGAAAUGACCUUUCAGAUACAGACAUUGUAAGAGUGGCUGCAAAGUAUAGCGGAAGUAAUUUGCAAAGUAAAAUAAUAUUUUUGCAGUGUUUGGCAGUGGUGUAGAACAAAGAACUACUUCACAAAGGGAAACAAGUAGAAGAAAUUAGGAAUGAGACCAUAAAAGAGAUGACUGAUCAGUGUGCAAUCUGGGCAAUGGUGAUUUACAAGAGGGAGAGAGACCUCAUGAAAAAUACUGAAGAAAAAGAAGGACAAUCAAGACCUGAAAGAUAAAGCCAUUAUUCUAGUCCAUGUGUCCAAAUUUCAAACUCUUUUUCCCACUGAAUUUUUGUCUUUCAUUUACUCCCCAGUGUGUGUUGCAGCUUACCUCCAUCCUUGCAAGAUGUCUUUCUACGACUUGUGUUCCACCUCUGCCUGUGGCGUCAACCGCCCCCAGCCCCUCGCUGACAGCUGCAAUGAGCCGUGCGUCCGUCAGUGCCCUGACUCCACGACUGUGAUCCAGCCACCCCCUGUUGUCGUCACAUUCCCCGGCCCCAUCCUCAGCUCCUUCCCACAGGAUUCGGCUGUGGGAUCCUCUGGAGCACCCGUCCUUGGGGGCUAUGGCUCCCUGGGCUAUGGGGGCCUGUAUGGCUACAGGGGCUAUGGCUCCCAGGGCUAUGGGGGUCUGUAUGGCUAUGGGGGCUAUGGCUCCCUGGGCUAUAGGGGUCUGUAUGGUUAUGGAGGCUAUGGCUCCCUAGGCUGUGGGGGCCUGUAUGGCUACGGAGGCUCUCUUGGUUACAGGGGUCUGUAUGGCUAUGGUAGACCCUAUGGUUCUGGCUAUUGCAACCCUUACUCCUCCUGGUCCAACAGGUACAGCCAUGGCAGCUGCGGGCCCUGCUAAACACAACAGGAAAAUCCACUGAAUAAAGUACAAGUAAAAAACAAAAUGCAGAUUCACCAGUGAGCAGAUGAGUGACAGCUUUGUUAAAGCACUCACAAACCCUGUUCAGUGCAGUGCUUUCUGCAUGCUCUGCACCUCUCCUUUUUUCCCUUUGAAUUUUUUCCUGGUAUCUUCAUGGGUUCAAUUCCUUACUAUCUUCUACUUUAUCGUACUUGUGACUGAAUGCAGUGAGACUUUUAACAGCGUCUUUCAAAAUGUGUUUGUCUCUGACAUCUUGG
Molecule: messenger RNA, 1337 nt
Organism: Harpia harpyja (harpy eagle)
Lineage: Eukaryota; Metazoa; Chordata; Aves; Accipitriformes; Accipitridae
Product: scale keratin-like
Exons: 1
Coding region: 562-1059 (165 amino acids)
Cellular component (GO): intermediate filament
Molecular function (GO): structural constituent of cytoskeleton
Source: RefSeq, a predicted model, not a curated record